This is a messenger RNA of Meira miltonrushii, 1412 nucleotides long. RefSeq lists its product as uncharacterized. Bases 97 to 1350 code for a protein of 417 amino acids. The transcript has a single exon. NCBI's taxonomy places the organism in Eukaryota, Fungi, Basidiomycota, Exobasidiomycetes, Exobasidiales, Brachybasidiaceae. Gene Ontology annotation, biological process: transcription elongation by RNA polymerase II. The record is from RefSeq and is a predicted model, not a curated record. Gene Ontology annotation, cellular component: nucleus; elongin complex.
GACUCUUUCGAUCUCUCUCUCUCUUUUGUUCCUAUAGCAAAUGACAUUCACGCAAAAACUAUCUGGGAACGGAAGGGGAUCAGGGCAAUUACCACGAUGAAGGAUUGGCGUAAAUCACCGGAGCCUGGCAGUAUGAUGGGAGCAGGUGGAAGUGGCUCAAAUGAUCAAUCGUACAUGCUAGGUAUGAGUUCAGAAUCUAGUAUGACCGCUUCUGACCACCAAUCACCAUCAUCUUCGUCAUUCAUGCAUAAAGAACAAGAAGAAUUCCAACCUCCACACAAUGACGACAACUCAAAGCAAGAUGAUACAUCACGGCCGCGAUCAAAGAUGGAUGUAUCCUUGGCAGAAAUGGCAAGAAGGGUAAUCAUGCAAAAGAUCCACCUUUUUGAAAGCUUUGGCGAAGCACCAUAUCCGAUCGUUAAAUCCGUUCUACAGCAAUGCUCAGCAUCAAAAUUAUGGAGUCUAGAAGAAGAAUCACCAGAGUAUAUCAAACAUACAUCAGAAAUAUGGAAAAAGCAUUGUUUGCGAGAUUUCAAAGAUAUCCAGCAAUUAUACACUUCCAAUUCGGCAAAUGUGUACAAAUUGGCCGAUUUCACUUCUUGGAGAGAAUUAUAUCAUUCAAAAGUUGUACAAAAGUUCGAAGCAGUGGAAGCGGCAAAACAACGAAUGAAAGAAAGAUUUGCAGCUUUGAAAGCGGACAAAGAAGCAGGUCAAGUACGUAUCGUAGCAGAAACUCCUGCCAUCCGAUCUCGAAACAAUAUCUCUUCUGUCAAACCACUGGGCAUGCAAUCGACACAAGGUCAGAAAAUGUUACAUAAAGCACGCACACAAGCGAACACGAUCGCUCGUUCAAUUCAACCUUCAAUUCGAAGAGGCUCAGCAGGUUCCAAAGUACGGUUGAUGCCAUCUGCUGAGAUUGGCCAGAGUGCUGCUUCGAAAUCGGUUGCAGGUACUGCGCCUUCACCGGCAAAGACUUCAUCUGCAAAUCAAGCCAACAGUCCAAAAUCUCCUCUUUCUCCUUCAUUUGCUGGCAAAGAACCGCCUGGCUUUGAGCGAAAAGCAACAUUCAACGAAGCUGAAAAGUUGGAGCGUGAAGCUGUUGAACAAUUUUCAAAAGCAUUAAUGCAGCAUUGCGGUUUGAAAAGGAGUUCCAAAGAUGUCGAGGAUGCACCCGAUAACAAAGUACGAAAAGUCAAUUCGAAUGGGGAUGGCACUAGAUCAGCGCCGUAUGACAUAGACUCUCCCCCUCCGACACAUUCUCGAAUGACAAGUUCACCUAGCCAACGCCCUGGAAGUGGCAUCAAUGUACGGACCCGACAAGUUCAUACGACAAGAUAUCCCUCGAACUGAACGUUAAGCUUUCAUGCUUUUUGCUUUUGCUCGUUGUAUUCUAUUGUAUCAUCACACAUGCA